AUGACUAGAUCCCAUUUAGUUGAACACAAAAGCAGAAGUCAUUUAAGUAAACGAUUUAAAUGUGAUUUUAAUGAUUGUAACAAAACAUUUGUAACAAAACAUAGUUUACUUCAACACAAAAGUUGCGUUCAUUUGAAUGAAAAGCCAUUUAAAUGUAAUGAAGAAAAUUGUGGUAAAAAUUUUAGCCGAAGAUAUCAUUUAAAUGUUCACAAAAGCACACAUUUGACGGUCAAACCAUUUAGGUGUGAUUUCAACGAUUGUGCUAGAUGUUUUACAUCAAAACACGAGUUAAUUGAUCACAAAAAUACCAUUCAUUUAAAUAUAAGAUUUGUUUGUGAUUUCAAUAAUUGUAACAAAAGUUUUUCAACAAAAGAAUAUUUAGUUCAACACAAAAGUUGUGUUCAUUUGAAAGAAAAGCCGUUUAAAUGCGAUGAAGAAAAUUGUGGCAAAAGUUUUGGUCUGAAUUCAAAUCUAUUACAACACAAACGCUUGCAUUUGGGAUACAAACCAUUCAAAUGUGAUUUCAAUAAUUGCAACAAAAGUUUCUCAAGAAAAUACUCUUUAUUUGAACACAAAAGUUGUGUUCAUUUGAAAGAAAAGCCAUUCAAAUGCGAUGAAGAAAAUUGUGGCCAACGUUUUGGAAAUAACUCAACACUUUAUGCACAUAAACGCUGUACUCAUUCGGGAGAAAAACCAUUUAAAUGUGAUUUAAAUGAUUGUAAUAAAUAUUUUAAACGAAAGGGAGAUUUAGAUCGACACAAAAGUUGUGUUCAUUUGAACGAAAAGCAAUUCAAAUGUAAUGAAGAGAAUUGA
Messenger RNA from Medioppia subpectinata, 813 nucleotides. NCBI's taxonomy places the organism in Eukaryota, Metazoa, Arthropoda, Arachnida, Sarcoptiformes, Oppiidae. The record is from the annotation of a GenBank genome assembly.